UCUCCCUGACACAGGUUAGUUCACAGAAGGCCCUGCUACACCAUGCAAGCUCUUCCUGGUACACUGAGAGACAGACACAGUGAUUUAAUCAGACUGUGACUUUAACAGAGAGAGUGCAGAAGGUGACGCCAUCUCCCAAAACCUUUGAACUGGCCACGAUGGAGUCCACCAGAAGCCCCACCACCACCCCUGGGGUGGAGACCCGUCCAAAGUCACUGGUCACUGCUGACAUAGUGGUGCUCGUUGGUUACUUCCUGCUGGUGCUGGCUGUGGGAUUGUGGUCCAUGUGGAGAACUAAACGAGGCACCGUUGAUGGGUAUUUCCUCGCAGGCAAAAGCAUGACAUGGUGGCCGGUAGGAGCCUCCCUGUUUGCCAGUAAUGUGGGCAGUGGCCACUUCAUUGGCCUGGCAGGCUCUGGGGCCGCCGCUGGCAUUGGGGCCGUGGCCUAUGAGUGGAAUGGCAUGCUGAUGGUGCUGCUACUGGGUUGGCUCUUCCUGCCCAUCUAUGUCGCCUCGGGGGUUACCACCAUGCCUGAAUACCUACAGAGGAGAUUUGGGGGCAGGAGAAUCCAGUUAUUUAUUGCUGUUUUGUACUUAUUCAUUUAUAUCUUCACAAAAAUAUCGGUGGACAUGUAUGCAGGAGCAGUGUUCAUCCAGCUGGCCCUGCAGUGGAACAUCUACCUGGCAGUGGUGGUGCUUCUCAGUAUCACAGCUCUUUACACAGUGGCAGGUGGCCUUGCAGCAGUGAUCUACACAGACGCUCUACAGACUGUCAUCAUGCUGGUCGGAGCCAUGAUACUUAUGGGCUUCAGUUUCACAGAGGUGGGUGGUUGGCAGGCCCUCCUGGACGGUUACAGCUCCGCCAUCCCCUCCAUCAGGGAGCCCAACACCACCUGCGGCAUCCCCCGGGAGGACGCCUUCCACCUGUUCCGCCACCCCGUCAACUCCGACCUCCCGUGGCCGGGCGUCCUGCUGGGCAUGUCCAUCCCGUCCAUCUGGUACUGGUGCACUGAUCAGGUCAUAGUGCAGCGCUCCCUGGCUGCUAAGAACCUGAUCCAUGCUAAAGGUGGCUCUCUGCUGGCUGCCUACCUGAAGGUUUUUCCCUUCUUCAUGAUGGUCCUGCCAGGCAUGAUCAGCAGGAUACUCUACCCUGAUGAGGUGGGGUGUGCAGAUCCAGACGUGUGUAAGGAGGUGUGUGGAAACCCAGUGGGCUGCUCAGACAUUGCCUACGCCAAGCUAGUGAUGGAGCUGCUUCCCGAUGGUCUAAGAGGGCUGAUGAUGGCGGUCAUGCUUGCCGCGCUCAUGUCCUCCUUGACCUCCAUCUUCAACAGCUCCAGCACCAUCUUCACCCUGGACCUCUGGAGGAACAUCCGCAAACAGGCGUCCGAAUGGGAGCUGAUGAUUGUGGGCAGAGUGUUUGUGCUGGUGCUGGUGUGUGUGUCUGUGCUGUGGAUUCCCCUGGUCCAGGCCAGUCAGGGCGGUCAGCUCUUCAUCUACAUCCAGUCCAUCAGCAUCUACCUGCAGCCCCCCGUCUCUGUGGUCUUCAUGGCUGGAUGCUUCUGGAAGAGGACCAAUGAGAAGGGUGCAUUCUGGGGCCUGCUUCUGGGCCUGAUUAUUGGCUGUGUGCGAAUGAUUCUGGACUUCGUCUACCCCAUGCCACUGUGCGAUGAGGAGGACACGCGGCCGCCGGUGCUUAAAUACGUCCACUACCUGUACUUCAGCAUUAUCCUGUCGGCCAUAACCGUGGCCAUUGUGGUGUGUGUGAGUCUGGCCACUAAGGAGCCACUGCCAGAGCAGAUCAGCGGCCUGACGUGGUUCAGCAGGUUUGAGACGGUGGUGAGGAGUGAGAAGUCCACACACACAGUCACAGAGGCCAGGGAGGACAGCCCAGAGAACCAUGCAAAUGAGACGAGCAGUAAUGGAGCGGGUCAUGAUCAGAGACACGGCUCCGUGUCCACCCAGGCCAGUGUGUCUGCUGGCUCCCGUCUGAAGAGAGCCUGCCUGUGGAUCUGUGGUCUGGACAAGCCCUCAGAGGGGACAGGUGCACCCGCGCCCCCACCCCCCGACGCCACCAUCAACUCCCUGGAGGAGGACCGCUGCAUGAGGGGGGUGGUGGACGCCAACCUCAUCGUGUGCCUGUCCGUCGCCGUCUUCCUCAUCGCCUACUGGGCCUGAUGGUCUGACAGUUUGCUAACGGCUGAAACCACACCACGAGUUGACAUCAAGUUUGGUUGACAUGACGAAGCAGUGUGUUCAGCUGAAACAUCUGGAAACGGUUCUGUACCUGAUGUGCUUUCUGUCAGGAUACCAAAGGUGUUUUGUAGUAAUCUUUAUGAUCAUGAUUCUCCUUGGCUCCUUGAAAGAAGUGCAGUGUUGUGAAACGUUUCAUCAGUGCAGAUGAAAUGAAAACACAGUGUGGGUGGCACAGACCAAAUCUCUCUAUAACAACAUAACAAACAUGGAAAUGAAAUAACUAAAUAUGCAUAAAUAUUGACUGUGACAGUGUCAGUGAAAAUGUGAGUAUGAACUUUGCAAUGUGCUAAAAGAGGACUGACCCAAGAAGGCUUUAUUACAUGGCAAUCACUAUGUACAGUACAUAUAAAAUCAACACCAUUGUUAAA
This is a messenger RNA of Clupea harengus (Atlantic herring), 2620 nucleotides long. It is a transcript of the gene slc5a11, whose product is annotated as solute carrier family 5 member 11. NCBI's taxonomy places the organism in Eukaryota, Metazoa, Chordata, Actinopteri, Clupeiformes, Clupeidae. Gene Ontology annotation, biological process: transmembrane transport. Gene Ontology annotation, molecular function: D-glucose:sodium symporter activity. The record is from RefSeq and is a predicted model, not a curated record. Gene Ontology annotation, cellular component: plasma membrane.